ACAGCAGCUCCAGCAGCAGCAGCAGCAGCAAUUUCAGCAGCAGCAACAGCAGUUACAGCUGCAACAACAACAGCAACAGCAACAACAUCAACAACAGCAACAGUUUCAGCCCUUUCAGCAGCCUCAGAUGAGUAUGAGCCCACAGCCGAUGCAUCAGAUUCCUCCACAGGGGAGACCAUACCAAUCACAGCAGUUCCAAUCACCCUCGCCAAUGUUUAUGAACCGGGCUCUAUCUCAACCCCAGAACGGACAGACACUUCAGAUCCCAAUGUCAACACCGAUGUCGAUGCCUAUGCAACAGCAACAGCUUUUGCCACAGCCAGUGCAGCAGUUCCAGCACCAGCCGCAACAACAGCAGCAGCAGUACCAGCAGACGUCACAGCCGCAGCAGCAACAAACUCCAGAUAUUUCUCAGUCAUCCUCACCGCUGUUGGGUCACAACAAUAUUAUGAAGGGGAGUCAUUCAUCCAUGCCAGAAGAUAGCACGCCGAUGACAGUGACGGAUGGGUCGACAAUUAUGAUCAGUACUGCCACAUCAACGUCGAUGGUGUCAGUUGCAGGAGCUUCGUCGCCGGUGCUUAGUCCUACGAACGGAAUCAAGAAGCCGAAACUUCGUGUGCAGAUCCCAAUGGAGGGCAAGGACAGUACUACGUUGGCAGACGCAAUCAUCAAAACUGAGAACACGACGUUAACGGGCGCCAUGAUCAAGACGGAAGAGUCCAGCGAGUUGCCACCUAUCCAAAAGCGUCCGUUUGAAUCGGCGCCAAUGUCUUCGACCCUUCCUUCACAGUUUGCAAAGAACCUGCCGUCGCCUUCGACGUUCUAUCCUGAGUUUUAUGCCUCGCAAGCAGAACUGAGUCCGAUUGUAUUUGGUCAGACGCCUACGAGUGCACAACCCAGUUCGGCGUUUGCUUGGCCGAUCCCACGCGAGCGCGAGCUAGCGCGUGUGCAUCAACCGAGUCCAUUAGCGAAGGGGCAGAAUGUGACGAUGGCAUCUUCGUCGACUGAGGCAAUGGUGAAGGGUCUUGCGCCGCCGGGAUCGAAUUUGAGAACAACGGCGGCUACACCGGUGUUGACGCCGGCUUCAUCGUCGACGGACGGGUCGCCGGUGUCAAAUGCGAGGUCAAGGUCGAUGUCGAUAGAUGGAGCGGAUGGGUUGGAUGGGCCUUUGGCCAAGAAGGCGAAGAAGCUAUAAGUACCGACUGGUUUCAUGUUGAGGUGAAUAGGCUCGUACUUUCUUUUUUUCUUUUUCUUUUUCUUCUUUCUUUUUAUUUUCCUUCCUCAUCGUCUCGACACCUGUAUAUUAUAUAUUACAUUCACUUGGAAUAAAGCAACAAUAUCAAGCGCUA
Messenger RNA from Gamsiella multidivaricata, 1349 nucleotides. RefSeq lists its product as uncharacterized. The record is from RefSeq and is a predicted model, not a curated record. Bases 128 to 1195 code for a protein of 355 amino acids. NCBI's taxonomy places the organism in Eukaryota, Fungi, Mortierellomycota, Mortierellomycetes, Mortierellales, Mortierellaceae. The transcript is spliced from 3 exons.